This is a messenger RNA of Diabrotica balteata, 4156 nucleotides long. NCBI's taxonomy places the organism in Eukaryota, Metazoa, Arthropoda, Insecta, Coleoptera, Chrysomelidae. The record is from the annotation of a GenBank genome assembly.
AUAUUUAUAUCGAGCAUUUGCCAGUUAGAAUGUCAGUUAAUUCUUAAAUUUUUAAAAUCAAGACUCAUCCGAAUUAGCACACAUUCAAAAUGGUUGUCCCUGGAAAAUAUAGUGUAAUUGGGGAAGAAAAUUUAAUUCAACAUCUCAAAGAAGCUGGAAUACCAGAAGAUCAAGUUAAAAGCGGUGGUCAGUUCUCUAUUGAAAUCAAACAAGACGGUAAUAAAUUUACAAUUACUAAAACUGUUAAUAACAAAUCUUCAGAUAUCUCAUUUAAUAUUGGAGAGGAAUUUGAAGAAGAAUUUUUUGGCCGCAAAGUUAAGUUUAACGCAAAACUUAAUGGAGAUGUUCUUGUAAUUUCCAAUGGAGACCAUACUAGGACUUUCAACUUCACGAGCACUGGUUUGGAAAUUGUAAGUAAAUGUGUAGUUUGUAGUUAGAAAAGUUAUGGUGAUGUUAGAUCAGGGCGGAGCCCAUUUGUGAGCCCUUCAGACAUUUAGGCCUCCUAAGAGUUAGGAAAGUUAGUCCAGUCAGCAGAUAUUUGCUCUCUAAAACGAGAUGAACAAGCUGGAUUUUGCUGGGGAUGUCAAUUUUCCCAAAAAAUAUGCAAAAAGUUUGCCACUCCUACUCCUGGGCUUUCCUCUAAAACCCCUCUUGCAGGAAAAUAUUUUCUAAGAAUCCGUAUGCCGGUAGAAACAAAAAAUGUUUUCAAUAAGAAAUUUAACUGAUAUAAUUUUGAAAAAAAAAAUCUGUUAACAUUUUUUGUGUUGACUGAACCGUUCUCUCAGAAACUAUGCUUGAAGUUGUGAUGUCCUCUCGUAGGAGUCACUAUCCGGGUAGCUUUUAGACAGUCAGAGACAGAGUUCAAAACAAAAAUAAAACUUUAUUGUCUUCCUUAAAUUAAAUUGACAAAAAAUCUUAUGUACAUAUUAACAAUUUGGUUUAGUCUUCUCAGUACCUGGCCUAUUUAUUCAAAUUAAGUUUGACCUUGUCAUAUGAAAUUAGUUUUAUCGGCAAGCGAAUGUGUAUUUGAAAUUUUACGGGAACGUUGUCUCGAUUUAAUAACAGCGGACGAUAGGUACAAAGAAAGGAAAGGAACUCAACACGUCCCUUAAGUGAUUCGGGUUAAUAGGACACUCCUCGACAGUCUCAACACGACUGCUUCAGAGUAUGGGUAGUAAAGAGAUCAACACGCUCUUCGGGUAACGGCGGUAUGGGACAGAACAACUUGUGAACUCAACACGUCCACAAGCCGGGGUAGGGAAGAAGAGAACCUUCAGUAAACACCUGUCGAUUCCCCUUCUAUGAGGAAUUGUUGCGGUUUAUAUAGCGGAGCUUGGUAAUUAGUUUUGCCCUUUCUACUAUCGGUAUACUUCUACUUCAUGGGUUGGUUCGCGCGCACGCUGGUUUAACGGUGAUGGCUUGGACUCAUCGUUACAAAGUCACCAGCGAUUAUAAAUGUUAGUUAAGCGUGCGAAAUCAAUUUUUUAAAUAAAGUUUGUAUCAACUCGAUGGUAAAGAUAGUAAAGCUAAAAAGGGUGCCGCUUUCGUAUCCAAUUGAAUUUUGUCGCAAAUGGAGUCAGUUUCUAUAAAGCUGUUAAAUAAAUACUUGCGCGAUUUUUGUCAUCUUUUACGAUUCUUAUGAAAUCAAUAAAUUUACCUUAAAAUUUGCUUCUUCCGAUGUGAAAGUAUAUACAAACAAUAUGAAUUUUUCAAUGUUUUUUGUGGUAUAUGCUAUGCUUAUCCUACGUAUUUAGGGAGACUUGCCAAUAUUGUACCACUUAAACAGACUCUGUAGGAUUUUCACAUUUCUUUUUUACUUUGUUUAUGCUGUGAAGAAGCUGUGGAGAAAUUUUUCUUCUUCACAGCUUCUUUAUUUCUUUUAAGACUAGUUUUAUCUUUUAGUGUUAUUUUUGGACCACUUACAAGUUUCUUGAACGAUUUCGGUUUAACCUUCUCCAAUUUCAUUUUCAUUUGUUUUAUCUGUUCCUGUGCUAACUGUAGCUGUUUAGCUAAUUCUAAUUUAUUUUUAUAGAGACUUCCCGACAAAUCCAUUACCUUUUGUGCUGUUCUCUUCUUGGAUUUUGGAUGACAUUAUAGUCGUACUAAACUCACUUUGGAACUGGGUAGCUUCAUGGCCUUCAUGGCUAUUUAAAUUUUCAUCCGCACAAAAGUCAUGAUUUUUAAAGACCGAUGUUCGGCAACCAUUGAUUGCAAUUUCAAUCUUGCUGCUCUACUAUAAGCUUCAGAAAUCAAGCCAGCUACGAAAAGUUAUGUAACACAUAAUCCGGGGUUAGAAUGAAGCCACCUAAUUAACUGAUUGAGUGUAGUAGCCUUUAAAAGACUUAAAUAAUGAUCUAUCCAAAGGCUGCACGCGAUGGGUCGUAUGCCCAGGCAAUUGUGACAUUAUUACACCGGACUCUCUAGUACUUAAAAUUGCUUCAAGAUUCUUGGAUUGCGUUAUAUGCCCAUCCAGUACCAAAAGAACUUUUUUCUACUGUUAGAUUUACAGAAUCAAUAAAAUACUAAAGCUAAUUUACAAAGAGAUCACUAGUCAUGCAGCCUGAUUCUGAUAUCUCAAUCAUACUCCCUGGUGGAGCACUAACCACCGAAUUAUUGUUCACUCACAUAUGCUUAAAUAUAAGCAUAGGUGGAACGUAAAUUCCUGAAGUACUGGCACAGCAAACAGCUAUCGCGAUGACUCCACGUUCUUCACUGGACACAGAACCAACUUACCUUUUAUCUUUUUGUACAAAAACGGUUUAGCAUUUGUUCUGAACAAUGCUGACACCAAUUUCGUCAACGUUAAAUAUUCGAGUUGAAUCAAUAUUAUUCUCAUCAACAAUUUUUUCCAGAAUGCCGAAAAAGACAAACAUUUCUUUUAUUGAAUCCUUUUGUGCGCAUCAUGGACGUUGCUUGAGGUUCUCUCAGUGAGAUUAUGUUCUUAUGACGAGCUUUGACAGCAUAAAACCACUUCUUUCCCGCCAUUUGGAAUUCCUUAUUAAAAUUAUGUGGUAUUUGAUUUCUCUCGGCGAUUUGAAAUGCAAGCCGUCGAACAUCAUUGAUCGAUAGGCCAAACAUAAACGUCUCCAGUUUUAAAAGGUGAUCAACUAGCUCCUUCUCCACUGCUGUUGGGAACACACUGCCUCGGCCAGAGGCCUUCGUUUUUUCAUUUGCCUUGACAUUGGUCCUCUUAAGGUGAUGGAGCAAUGUAGACUCCAUACUGCCUGCAGCAUUCAUCUAAUCCCACAUCUCGGCUUAUAUUAAGAGUCCGGCUCAUGUUGCCCACAUUACCUUGUCCCAUAUUUUCCUUCUGUCAUCAAAAGCACACAACGGUAAUUUAUGUGUAAUUGUUAUUUUAAAGUAAAAACGGUAUGUGUUAUUUACUUAUUUUUGAAAAUAAGUAGGUUUUAAGUAAGCAAUGGUAUCUAAAAUUGCACCGGUACAAUAUAUGUAGGCAACUUCGUGUGGUCCAAUAUGGGAAACUUGCACUUUAUGUAAAUAAACUACGAUUCCUAACCCAAAAAUGGUUCUUCAAAGGGAAACAACUCAGUGUUAUACACCUAAAUAAAUGUUUUUCUUGUAUUUAUAAAUCAGAAUGGUUUGCACAUAUCUUUACAGAUGCUGUAACCUUACGUCUGGAACUAGAAAACUAUACUGAAACACCAUGAAAUAAAAAAAAAUCGAUAAAAGAAAAUCGACAAAUGUGAACGUUGAAAAACUACAGCAAUCAAAUCUAGGUAGUAAGUAGUUCAACUUAACGACAUAAGAGCGAUCUGGCUUCUUCAUAAAGGAUAAAUACGGCGGUGGUACAAUAUUGGCGACGGUAAAAUUUCGGCUACUUUCCCCUACUAAAAAAAAUAUACUCCAACGAUUGUUGGUAGUACCUAUAUGCUUCGAACAUAAUUGUUAUGUGGGUACCCCUAUUAAAUAUACUAAUAGUGGUGUGAAUAUUUCUGCUAAAAUACUUUUUAGUAUAUUGAUAUAUUUUUUUAUUUCUAGGUCUAUAAAUCAUCUAAAAGCACAGCAAAACUCAUUUUCAAGAAAGUCUGAGUCGAGAAUACUCGGCUCGCUGAUCGCAGUCGCAAUAAAAAUUAUUUCCGACAUUAUUUGUUGAAUUGGGUUUCAGUUAAUACGUUUUCACCAAUAAACUUUUUUU